Cicer arietinum (chickpea) is the source of this 2676-nucleotide messenger RNA. RefSeq names its product AP2-like ethylene-responsive transcription factor ANT. NCBI's taxonomy places the organism in Eukaryota, Viridiplantae, Streptophyta, Magnoliopsida, Fabales, Fabaceae. Gene Ontology annotation, biological process: regulation of DNA-templated transcription. The record is from RefSeq and is a predicted model, not a curated record. Gene Ontology annotation, molecular function: DNA binding; DNA-binding transcription factor activity.
AAGCAAAAGUGAAGGUCUUUCUCAUACACAGAUCCCUAUGGAAUGAAGGAUACCUAGCAUUGUUUGCUGGAAUACAUUCUUUUUGUUUAGUUUAAAGGAACUUGCUUUGUUCCCUUUAGAUAAUACUAUAAGUUUCUAAUGAGACACUCUUAUAUACUUACACACACACACAAAACCAACGAGAGUUUAUAGAUACACAUUCAUGCUUAGUUUAGACUUUAGUUUUAGCCAAGUCAUUUUUUUGCAACCAAGACAAAAAACAUUUAGCUAAAAAAAUAUAUGAUAAAUAAAAUAAAAUUUGUACUAUUUAUAUAAAUGGAGAUGGUUGUGGAUAUGAUAUGGUAUGAUUAGUAUACUUGUUUCCCAAUGAUUGAGUUGUUUUGUUUCAAGAAACAUUUCAUUGGAAUUUCUGUUAUUUUGUGAUUUUGUGAGAGAGAAACAAAAUAUGAAGAGAAUGGAAAAUGAUGAUGAUGGUGUUGACAUUAACAAUGAAAAUAAUAAUUGGUUGGGUUUUUCACUCUCUCCUCAAAUGAAUAUUGGUGUUUCUUCACACACUCAUCAGUCAAAUGCUUCUUCUUCUGCUGCUUCUGAAGUUGUUCCAACAAGUUUUUACCAUUCUGGUUCUCUUAGUAACUAUGGUUUUUCUUAUGGACUUGAAGCUGAAAAUGUUGGGCUGUAUUCGGUAUUUCCUAUUAUGCCCCUCAAAUCUGAUGGAUCUCUUUAUGGUAUGGAACCUCUUAGCAGGUCACAAACACAAGUAAUGGCUACUAAUUCAGCACCAAAACUGGAGAAUUUCUUAGAUAGUGAAGCUAUGGGGACCCCUCAUUAUGCAUGUAGUAGCGUCAUCACAGAAACAAUGCCUUUAAGCUUAGAUAGUAUGUUCCAAAAUCAAGUUCAACACAUGAAUAACCAACAACAACAAUUUCAUAACCAAAACUUGUCAUCAUAUUACUCAACUUUGAGAAACAAUGAUUUGUUGUUAGAAGGGUCAAAGCAAAGUCAAACAUCAAGUGAAAGUCACCAUGUUUCAAACAUGGUUGAGGAUAAUGGACUAACAAGCCUCAAGAGCUGGGUUUUGAGGAAUUUUCCAACUAGCCAUACAAAUGAGUCAAAGAUGAUUGUUCCUGUCGUGGAGGAAAAUGAUCAAGGUGAAUGCGGUUCCAUUGGAUCAAUGGCUUAUGGUGAUUUGCAUUCUUUGAGCUUGUCAAUGAGUCCUAGCUCACAGUCUAGCUGUGUUACAAGCUCACAGCGUAUGUCAUCACCUGCUGUUAUUGAUAAUUCUGCUGUUGUUGAUACAAAGAAAAGAGGACAUGAAAAGUUUGAACAGAAGCAAAUUGUUCAUAGGAAAUCUAUUGAUACUUUUGGACAAAGAACUUCACAAUAUAGAGGUGUAACAAGACAUAGGUGGACUGGAAGAUAUGAAGCUCAUCUAUGGGACAACAGUUGCAAGAAAGAAGGGCAAAGCAGAAAAGGAAGACAAGUUUAUCUUGGGGGUUAUGAUAUGGAAGAAAAAGCUGCGAGAGCUUAUGAUCAGGCAGCACUCAAGUAUUGGGGACCAUCCACUCACAUAAAUUUCCCUUUGGAAAAUUAUCAAAAUCAACUUGAGGAAAUGAAGAAUAUGACCAGACAGGAAUAUGUUGCUCAUUUAAGAAGAAAAAGCAGUGGAUUCUCAAGAGGAGCUUCCAUGUACAGAGGAGUAACAAGACACCACCAACAUGGUAGAUGGCAAGCUCGAAUCGGUAGGGUGGCUGGUAACAAAGAUUUAUAUCUAGGAACAUUCAGUACACAAGAGGAAGCAGCUGAAGCCUAUGACAUUGCUGCUAUAAAAUUCAGAGGAGCAAAUGCAGUUACAAACUUUGACAUAACAAAAUAUGAUGUUGAAAAAAUCAUGUCAAGUAGUAACCUUCUAAGCAUUGAACUAGCUAGAAAGAACAAAGAAGUAGAUAUUGGCACAACUCAAUACAUUGAUCACAACAAGUCUCAUUCUUCUUCAUAUGACAACACUCAAGAAACCAUUUUAAUGCAGAAGAACAUGGUUCUGUAUCAAUCCUCCUCCCAACAACAACAUGAACAGAAUCCACCAAGAACUGAGACUGAAAAAACCCAUCAAUCUUUUUCCACAGUUUCUUUGGAUAACAUGUUUCAUCAAGAAGUAGUAGUAGAGGAACCGAGUAAGACGAGAAAUCGCGUGUCGAAUCCUUCUUCAUUGGCUACAAGUUUGAACAGUUCAAGAGAAGGUAGUCCUGAUAGAACAAGCUUGCAGAAUCUCUCUGAAUCAAUGCCUUCAAAACUAUUGGUUUCUGCUCCAAAUAGUAGCAAUGUGAAUUCUUGGGAUCCUUCAACUCAUCUUAGGCCUGCUCUUUCUAAUUUGCCUCAGAUUCCAGUUUUUGCUGCUUGGACAGAUGCAUAGUCCAUUUUCUUUCUUUGUUUCUCUCACACACUCUCAAGUAAAAUUUCAUUUUUUGAUUUUUACUUUUUGCAUGGAGGAACAAUAUGAAAGAAAGGGUGAUGGGAGUUAGUAGAAUCAAAUGAGGGUUUAAUUAAAUAUUCUCAAGUUUAAACUUUUUUUAAUACAAAAAAAGUUUAGAUAAGUUAGAUUUUAAUCAAUCACCAGUGUCAAAGCAUACUUCUAAGAUCGAAAUUCCACUUUAAACUUUAAAUAGUUAUAUUUUAAUA